AUGCAGGUCACAGAGAUGCCUCAACCACGACCACUGUCCAUCUCUCGCAGGAAUCUAGUUAGCGGUGAUGGGAGCUACGAGGGGAACAGCUCGACGUACAUCGGAGAUGUCAAGUCCUCUCCCCCCGGCGCUACAGUCGAUAUUGAAGAAAAGACCAACACUCGCCGUUCAAAUCCACAUCGCAGGUUUAGCAAGAAGUGGUUUGACCACGCUUGGGACCAAGCCGUCGAGAUUGGUAGAUGGCCGCGGGUAACUUACGCUGUUAUUGGAUUUGUCCUUGUCGUGGCCUGGAUCGGUGUCAUGCUUACCUUUGCGAGAGAAGAAGUAAAAGCCCAGCGGAAAAACUUGGACCCCAACGGCGGCAAGUCCCAACUCGACUCAGGACCCAUAACAUACCAGUUUGAUCCCAUUGAGCGCAGUCUCCGUGUAUCGUGGGGCCUCGUCUACGUUGGCGACGAUAAUCGCACAGUACAAGCUACAGGUCAAACUGUUAACGAUACAUGGGAGUGGAACCUCUAUCGUGAUGUCAAGGCUGUUCCGGAGGACCGUGAAGCCAACGCAACAAUCCUCCAGCAGUAUAACAUUACCCAAGAGCAACUGCAGUCCAUCAUCUACCGGGUCGACAACACCACGCAGCCGCCUAUCGCUACACUGGGAAUGCACCCGUGGGAUGGCGUGGAUACGGACAUCGACUUUACCCAGGCUAAGGAAGAAGACCCUUUUGCACAACCACUCUUUGCCUAUCCGUUUGAUGGCAAGGGUCGAUUGUAUUCGCUCUUACAGACCGACGGUUCUCAAGGACAGUCAAUCUUACCAACUCUGGGAUUACAUCUCUAUGGCGCUAUAUUGAGUGAUAGUACCCUGAACUGGCGGAUUCAGGUCAGUGCAAAUGACACAUGCCGGAUCGAAGCAGAGGACGCUGGCUGUGAACUUCACCUCGAUUUUACGGGCCGUCGCCCAGGACUCGUCAAGUUUGCGGCCAUUCUUGCAGUUCUCGUAAACUGGACGAGCACCAUUGGUAUCUUCCUCCUCACGUGCGAGUCGGUGGUCAUGCGCCGCACCUACAUUCUCACCGAGACGGAUAUCCUCGGCGUUUGUGUUGGCGCUCUCUUCGCAUUGCCAUCCGUCCGAGCCAUCUUGCCUGGGGCCCCUGAUUUUGGCGCGAUUAUCGACUUGAUUGGAAUCAUUCCAAACAUUAUCAUCGUCUCGCUAUGCACGACGGCUAUAGCACUCUCGAAGCUCACCAUGCGGCGACCGAAGAAUGAAUAG
Messenger RNA from Serendipita indica DSM 11827, 1269 nucleotides. Lineage: Eukaryota; Fungi; Basidiomycota; Agaricomycetes; Sebacinales; Serendipitaceae. The record is from the annotation of a GenBank genome assembly.